AUGGCCCCUUGGGAUGAUUUCGACGCUAUAUUCUACUUCAAUAAGAACUUUGUCUAUGAUGGCAAGGUCAUUGAACAGAUUAUUUCCAACCGUCGAGCGUUGGAGAAUCAGCUAUUCGUCGAUAGACUUUUGGGCCUAGCUGGUGUCAAAACAGUGACCAAGCUGUAUCCUCCUCGAUCGAAUUCAGACCUCAGAUUGCUUGUCGAUCAGAUUGUAUCUUCGGCCUUUGACAUUCAUCACAAGCAGGCGUUGGUUUACUACAUCUUGAAGGACUGCCGUGCAGCUAGCGAUGCCGCCACACAAUUUUCUCGACGAUGUCAUCUGCCCGAGAAGUACAGGCUCUUUACCGAAGGGCUUUGGCAUCUGGACCGACUGGAACUCAAGCGAGCUAUCGAAUAUUUGACCGAGCCGUCUAUCAUCCCCACGUUCCCCGAUGAGAUCCUCUACAUUCUUACCUUGUCGCAUCUCCCUAAACAUGAUGAUAGUCUAGUCAUGGCGUAUUACCUUACUGUCUCUCCGCCCCUAACAACCAGCAAGGUCCAAAAAGCCUUCUUCCAAACCCUUUGCCGUGCUAGCGUUACAGAAGCGUUCUAUUUCACCCGCAAGAAUGGGGAAUCGCUCCGUCAAGCCUACUUUGUGCAGCUUAUAGAAUUCGUCCACACAACAGCAGCUGGCCAGGCUCGCAGCAAGCGGGCUAUGGAAUUAAUUGGCCUCCCCCUUGAUGACCAAGAAGUAGAAUGGUUUGAGGAUACCUUGCUCCAUGGGAGCGCAAAGGGAUUGUAUGGUUCUAAGGAUACAGUCAUGAUGCGCCGGCUUGCGACAGGGAAAUUGAGUGAACUCUCACCAGAACUCGAAUCUUUAGGAGGAAAGAAAAUAGAUGGACUGAACUGGGAUGUCCUUAAGAAGACCAUGAAACAAGCAUAA
Molecule: messenger RNA, 924 nt
Organism: Aspergillus tanneri
Lineage: Eukaryota; Fungi; Ascomycota; Eurotiomycetes; Eurotiales; Aspergillaceae
Product: ELYS family protein
Exons: 3
Coding region: 1-924 (307 amino acids)
Source: RefSeq, a predicted model, not a curated record